Molecule: messenger RNA, 2699 nt
Organism: Arvicola amphibius (Eurasian water vole)
Lineage: Eukaryota; Metazoa; Chordata; Mammalia; Rodentia; Cricetidae
Gene: Nsrp1
Product: nuclear speckle splicing regulatory protein 1
Biological process (GO): regulation of alternative mRNA splicing, via spliceosome
Source: RefSeq, a predicted model, not a curated record
ACACGGCGUCCCAAAGUCGUGCAAACAACUCCAGGACGACAUCCAGCCGCUAACCGAGUUCCGGCCACCGGAAGUGCGCGUACUCACGUCGGCGUUAGCGUCACGUCCGCGUCGGCCACGUCCAGCGGAGACGGGAACAAGAUGGCGAUCCCGGGCAGGCAGUAUGGGCUUCUUUUGCCAAAGAAAACACAGCCGUUGCACCGAGUUUUGCAAAAACCGUCUGUAUUUGGGAAUGAUUCUGAUGAUGAUGAGACCUCCGUGAGCGAGAGCCUUCAGAGGGAAGCUGCUAAGAAGCAGGCCAUGAAACAGACCAAACUGGAGAUUCAGAAAGCUCUUGCAGAAGAUUCCACUGUGUAUGAGUAUGACAGCAUUUAUGAUGAAAUGCAGAAAAAAAAGGAAGAAAGUAAUCCCAAAUUGCUUUUGGGAAAAGAUCGAAAGCCCAAAUACAUUCACAAUUUGCUAAAAGCAGUGGAGAUCAGAAAAAAGGAACAGGAAAAAAGAAUGGAAAAGAAAAUACAGAGAGAGCGAGAGAUGGAAAAGGGAGAAUUUGAUGAUAAAGAGGCAUUCGUGACAUCUGCUUAUAAAAAAAAACUUGAAGAGAGAGCUGAGGAGGAGGAAAGAGAGAAGAAGGCUGCUGCCCUGGAAGCACGACUGGAUGUGACCAAGCAGAAAGAUCUCAGUGGAUUUUAUAGGCACCUGCUAAAUCAAGCAGUUGGUGAAGAGGCAGUUCCUAAGUCCAGCUUCCGUGAAGCCAGGACUGGAAUAAAAGAAGAGAAGCCCAGGGGUUACUCUGAUGAAACAAAUUCAGAGGACAGACCGCAGCAGAACUGUGCUCUCCAAACUGGUGAAGAGGAGGAGGCAAACCCAGACGCUGACAGCGAUUUUGACACUAAGAGCAGCGAUGACGAUGAAAAGGGAGGAAAUAAAGUAAACUACAGACGGGAAGAAGACACAGAAGCCUCCAGGAAACACCCCAAGCAUCACAAGAAUCAGGCCCACUCACGAUCGUCUAGUGAAGAGAGAGGGCAUGGUACCAAGUACCACUCCAGAAGCCCCAAGUCAAGAGGUCAUCACCAGGACAGGCAGGCCAGAGAGCAGGAGAGCCGGCACACGGACCACGGCCACCGCAAAGAAAAGAGUUCUCACAGGCACAGAGAAGCCGAUCACAAAGAUGACUACUGCAGGAGGCACGAGCACGAAGAUAAGCUGAGGAGACGAGAACAGCGGGAGAGAGAGGACAGAGAGUGGAAAAGGGAAACACACUCCUCUAGAGAACUAGAUAGAGACAGACACCGUCACAACCAGGACCGGCACCGUGAGAAAGGAAGAAAGGAGAGAUAUGAGAGCAACGGUAGGCACAGAGAGAUGGAGAAACAGGAACGAAAUCGAGACAGAAGGGAAAGCAGCCCAAGGUCUAGACCAAAGGACGAAUUUCUUGACCAGGAAAAAUCCAGCAAAAUAAGAAACAUGGAAAAGGACAAAGGGGAUCAAGAGAAGCCCUCUCAUUCUGAAACCUCACCAGCAGCAAAGCAUAGACUGGCAGAGGAGAGGCAGGAGAAGGGCAGUGAGCAGGAGAGGCCCCCUGAGGCCCUGAGCAAGUUUGCAAAGCGGAGUAGCGAGGAGACUGUGCUGUCAGCUAGAGACAGGUACUUGGCCAGGCAGAUGGCGCGGAUUAAUGCAAAGACUUACAUUGAGAAAGAAGAUGACUAAUGGCUGCCAGGGUCUGGAGUUCCUUAAAAGCAGAACAAAAUAAAAUUUAAAAACUUGAAGCUGGAGAGACAGCUCAGUGUUUCAGAGUGCUCGCUGCUCUUACAAGGAUCCAGGUUUGAUUCCCAGAACUCACAUGGUCAGCCAUCCCUAACUUCAGUUCCAGGGGAUCUGAUGCUUUCUUCUGGCCUUUUCUGUGGGUACUAGACACUCACUUGGUGCACUGACUUACAAGAAGGCAAAACACCCAUUCAUGUAAAAUGAAUAGUUAACACAAAACCAAAAGAAAAAUCUCAAAAGCACAUUAUUAAAGACUUAUUUUAAUGGUUUUAAGGAAGCCAAUUUUCCUCACAACGGAUCUACUGAAUUUUUCAGGGGGUGGAAACAAAGUCCUGCUAUUGAACUCCAGUGCUCAGGUGAUUCUCCUGUCUCAGCCUCCCGAGUGCUAGAACUGCAGGCACAUGACUGACCCAUUCCCAGUGUGUCAUGUUUCUCUUGUUGCAGAAAAUAUUUUGUGAAUACUGUCUUUCAAGUUAAAAUACAUAAAUUUUAGAAGUAGAAAAAAUGGCAUAUGUUCUGAAAUUUGUGUUAAAGCAUAGAUAAUGCAUGUUGUCUAAAUAGCGUUUUUGAUCCACAGCAUACUUGACUUAGGGAAAGUGAUGUGCUCCUGCGUUGGAGCCACCUUUUACUUGUCAACGUAAUUUCCAGGUUAAGGACAAGGCUUAGUAGUAGAGCUCUUGCCUGACAUGCACAAGGCCUUGGGACUGACGGCCAGGAUUGAAAAAAGGCAGGAAUUUCAUUCAUGUUUAAACCUUGUUGUUUAGAAGAUAUCAUUUUAUUUUAUAAUUUUGUAUUUUGCAAAUUACUAAGUUGGUCUGUAAGUCAGUCUGUCGGCUGAGAGUGAGAAGAUGUUUCAUAUACUCCGACAGGGAGACAGAAGCCUAUUAAAGCCCCAUUUCUCCAUUCAAAUAAAACUACACUUUCUUACCUAA